This is a messenger RNA of Pogoniulus pusillus (Red-fronted tinkerbird), 1317 nucleotides long. It is a transcript of the gene MRPS9, whose product is annotated as mitochondrial ribosomal protein S9. The coding region runs from base 80 to 1213 and encodes 377 amino acids. Gene Ontology annotation, cellular component: ribosome; mitochondrial small ribosomal subunit. NCBI's taxonomy places the organism in Eukaryota, Metazoa, Chordata, Aves, Piciformes, Lybiidae. The record is from RefSeq and is a predicted model, not a curated record. Gene Ontology annotation, biological process: translation. Gene Ontology annotation, molecular function: structural constituent of ribosome; RNA binding. The transcript has 11 exons.
UGCUUCCCCCCCUACCCCCCUAUCUGCGGUGGCAGGGCCUGCGGCGGCAGGCUGCCUGCCCUGGCGGGGAGCUGCGGGCAUGGCGGCGGCUGUGGGGCGUGUGCUGCGGCUGGGUGGCUGUUGGAGUGCGUUGGCACUGCCCGGCGGGCUGCGCGCCCAGAUGUUAAGGCUAAUCUAUACCACUACAGCAGUGCAGAGGAAAAACAUAGGAGCCUCAGGACCUGAAAAGUACACAGAGGAAUUUAUUAAAAAACAGAUUGAAGAGUUCAACCUAGGAAAGAGACAUUUAGCCAACAUGAUGGGAGAAGAUCCAGAAACUUUUACUCAAGAGGAUAUUGAUAGAGCUGUUGCCUAUCUCUUUCCUUCUGGCUUAUUUGAUAAACGAGCUAGGCCCAUGAUGAAGCAUCCUACUGAAAUUUUUCCAGAGCAGAGGAAAAUCCAGUGGGGAGAAGAUGGCCGACCAUUUCACUUUCUUUUCUAUACUGGCAAGCAGUCAUAUUAUUCAUUAAUGCAUGAAACAUAUGAAAAAUUGCUGAAUCUUCAGAAAUAUCAAGACCAGCUCUUAGCUCAAGACCUUCCUUCUCAGAAGGAAAAGAGAAACCUGUCUGGCAGCAGAUGGCUGACUAAGAUUGAAUUGGAAGAAAUGUUGUUAGAGAAACUGUCAGAUGAUGAUUAUUCAAGGUUUAUUCAGCUCUUAGAAAAUAUGAUGACGUUGCCGUGUGGUGAUGCAGAGGAGAAGUAUAUACAGAAGUUUUCCAAAGAAGUUGCUGUGCAGCUAAAAAAGGUAGAUAUUGAGCCCUUGAAGUACGAUGAGCGAGGAGUGGCUUUCAGCACUGGUGAAGGUGCCAGGAAAACUGCAAGAGCUACUGCAGUAGUUUAUGACAAAGGGACUGGAAAAAUUACAGUUAAUGGAAUAGAUGUUUUACAUUACUUCCCAGUGCUGCAGGACAGGGAACAAUUGUUGUUCCCUUUCCAGUUUCUUGACAGGGUUGGAAAACAUGAUAUGGUUUGCACAGUCUCUGGUGGAGGAAGAUCUGCACAGGCUGGAGCAAUACGUUUAGCCUCUGCAAAAGCCUUGAAGAGUUUUGUGACGGAAAAGGAAGUGGAGUUCCUGAGGCAAGCUGGACUACUAACAUAUGACCCACGUGUGAGGGAACGAAAAAAGCCUGGUCAAGAGGGAGCCAGACGGAAAUUCACAUGGAAAAAGCGCUGAGUAUUUAAAGAAUGACAGAAUGAUCUGAGACUUUCAAAACAAAGAAUUGUGAUUUAAAACUAUUGUAUAAAUAUAUUUAGUAAUAAAGACUUUUUCAAUUACAA